Polyodon spathula (Mississippi paddlefish) is the source of this 1772-nucleotide messenger RNA. Its product is annotated as lamina-associated polypeptide 2, isoforms beta/gamma-like. Lineage: Eukaryota; Metazoa; Chordata; Actinopteri; Acipenseriformes; Polyodontidae. Gene Ontology annotation, molecular function: DNA binding. The transcript is spliced from 7 exons. Bases 108 to 1100 code for a protein of 330 amino acids. The record is from RefSeq and is a predicted model, not a curated record.
GCGUUAAGUAGAUCAGAACACAACACGGGGCUGCACUAUAGUGGUGCAGGCUCUGUACCUGGCACACUGCUUUCUUGGUUUGGGUUUGAGCCACAGUUGGAAAGGAAAUGCCCGUGUUUAUGGAGGAUCCUGCCCUUUUCUCUAAGGAGAGGCUGAAAUCGGAGUUGAUCGCCAACGAUGUGGCUCUGCCUUUGAGCGAGAGCAAGAAGGAGGUUUACCUCCAGCUCUAUUUGAAACACGUUACCAAUCAAAAUGUAGCUGACUUCUCCAGCGAUGAAGAGGAGGCAUUUGAGCCUGUUUACCAAGGUGACAGUCAGGAGGCAGCACUCGAAGACAAGGACAAAAGCUAUACAGAAAUGAUGGACAUCAGCCAGCUGACUGACAAGGAGUUGAAGGCACAGCUUAUAAAGUACGGAGUCAAGCCUGGGCCCAUUGUAGGUUCCACAAGGCCCGUUUAUGAGAAGAAGCUGCUCAAGCUCAUCGGCUCGGGUUCAGCAGUGCCGGCAGUCAAGCAGAACAGCACUGGCGAUGUGGGGCGGUACUCUGACAGCGAGGAAGACGAGCGAGCAUCGCGAUAUGAGCAGGAGAGGAAGAAAGUCACAGUCGAAGUGGGACAGAGCCCAGCCCAACUCGAUCACAGCGGGGUAAGAAAACUUCAUGAAAAACAGGCAACCUACUUUCCUCAGUGCUUCGCCCCUUGUUCGAUGGUGGACGGCAGCAACAGCAAGUCGGAGAAGGAAGAUGUGUUGGAGGAAAUGUUCCCAGAUGAAGCACGCACUCCGACAGGCAUCAGUGCCACGCGUCGCAGGCCCAUCAAAGGAGCGGCUGGGCGGCCUGUCCAGUUCAAGUACAGCGAGCUGGUCACUCAAGUGCCAGCCACGGGAGACCAGAAGCCACCUGUCUCCGGGCACCUCGUUCCUAUCUGGGCCCAGAUUGCGGUCUUCAUUGUGAUCGCUGGCUUCCUCUUCCUCAUCUACCACUCUAUGGAGGCCAACCAGGACAACCCCUUCAGCAGCUUCCUGCAGAACCCCAGCCGGGGGGAGGAGAUCCUGCAGGAAGCCCAGGACACCCAACCGCCACCCCUCGCUGUGCAGGAGUAAAGGCAUACAAAACAGAAACCUUAAACUGGAACCGGGGGUGAGGUAAUGGAAGGGAAAUGACUGUUUCUACUACAGCCUCUAAAGUCUUGUGAUGCCAUAGGAAACUUGCCAAUUGACAAGCAAGGGAUUCAGUUUUCAAACCCUACACUCAAUCUAGCCUUUUGGCAAUUAAGAUGCAAGUUCCGGUUGCUAAAUUGUCUGAGGUUCUAAUGUAAAAGUGCCUUUAUAGGCUUCAGUUGGGAGAAGUGUACACAGUAGUAUCUGCCUCUCUCAAUUCAUGACGGUUUCUAGACAUAAUGAAAUGUACCGCAUCUGCCAGGUGGCGAAGGUCAGUUAGUUCUGAGACUCACACCUCAUUGAUUCUUUCCAUGUAAGCACUGGAAUGAGUCCGAGGGAGACUGGCUAGCCGUGUGUAGCCUGGUUUUCAGCUAAAUAACCCUGUUUAAUGCAAGGUCUUGCGAGAUCUACCGCCUCCCCCUUUUCCGCUUUCAGAAAUAUAUUUUAGGAAGGUGUCCGUUCUAUCUCUUGUGUCAUUUAAUAUUUAUUUUUUUCCAGGCUGGUGUUGCAUUUUAGAUUUGGUCAUUGUACAGUAACCAGAUGUGUGUGUUUAUUUUAAUAGUAUAUACCAAUGCAAUAUGAAAAGGUUUAAUAAAGGAUUUAUUUAGUAAUUAA